Molecule: messenger RNA, 9135 nt
Organism: Cherax quadricarinatus
Lineage: Eukaryota; Metazoa; Arthropoda; Malacostraca; Decapoda; Parastacidae
Gene: Mapmodulin
Product: acidic leucine-rich nuclear phosphoprotein 32 mapmodulin
Cellular component (GO): nucleus
Molecular function (GO): histone binding
Source: RefSeq, a predicted model, not a curated record
GUGGCGGGGGAGGAGCGGGGAGAGAGACGCGCCAACACUUGUGCUGCUCAGGCAGGUUAUGUCCCACGCCGCCCUCCACACGCCCCGGUCAUGGAGAAGAGGAUAGAACUGGAGAGACGGGGCAGAAGUCCUUCCAAGAUUACAGAGUUGAAUUUGGACAAUUGCAGGAGCACGUCCAUUGUGGGUUUGACAGAUGAGUUUGAAAAGCUGGAGGUGUUGAGUCUCAUCAAUGUUGGCCUAACCUCUCUCAAGGGAUUACCAGUGCUUCCCAAUCUUCGCAAGUUGGAAUUAAGCGACAACCGAAUCUCUGGAGGGUUGAAUGCUCUCACCUGCUUACCCAAGCUUGCCUAUUUGAACCUCUCUGGAAACAAGAUUAAAGACCUGGAAACAUUAGAACCUUUGAAGAACCUUAAGUCUUUGUUCAACUUGGAUCUGUUCAACUGUGAGGUGUCAUUGGUAGAGAACUACAGAGAAAAAGUAUUUUCUCUCAUCCCCUCGCUUGUCUAUCUUGAUGGGCUUGAUAAGGAGGAUAACAGUGAAGAAGAGGAAGAUGGUGAGGAAGAGGAGGAUGGAGUAGAGGUGUUGGGUGAAGGCGAAAAUGAUGACGAUGAUGGUGGAGAGGUCCUGGAGGGUGACAACGAACAUGAUGAUGAGGAUGACAUAGAUGGAGAAGAGGAGGAAGAAAUUGAUGAGGAAGAGGUAGAAGAGGAGGAAGACGAAGAUGAGGAGGAGGAAGAUGUCCCAUUAGAUGCACUUUACAAGGAGUACAACCCAGUUGGUGAUGAUGAUUAUGAAGCAGCAGAAGGAGAAGGUGAAGAUGACGAUGUUCUCGAGGAAGAGGAAGACGGUGAUGUGAACCGAGGCCAAAAGAGGAAGCUGUCGGACGGAGAUUAGAAUUAACAUUAAGAGUGGGCACGUGGCAACCUGUAGCCGAGAGGGCAGCAGGGGGGUGAGUGGAGGCACCGUUGCAGCUAUACCGUUGGGCUUGUGUGUGGCUCGAAGCGCAAUGAUACUGCUGGGCAACUUAGCAGUUAGAGUUUUUGAUCCUCAACUGAAGUGUUCAGGAAAAAUCAAAUUUAAUUCUUUUUUAAUAAUCUCCAAAAUGCAACUUGUUUUAUAAUAAUUUUCUGUAUACAAGAACUACCCAAUUAGAAUUGCUCAUUGCACCAGACAUAGGUUGAAUGCUGAUAAUGGCCACGGGACCUGGCCACAAACCCCUCUCCCAGCUCUUUCUGUACCCUUGGGGGCGUAAGUCUUGCCCUCUCGUCUUGACUAGAGCUCUACGCCUAGCUUGCUGCAAUUGCCCUAGCCGUCACUUACCUCACUUGACCCAAACACGACUGAAGUGAAUGUUAAGGGACUUUGUUAACGUACUUUGAAUAAAUACUGUAUGUUUUAGCUGAGCUGUUGGAUAGCAGUACAUGUAAUGGGUCCUCAAGUGCAACUCAUAGGAUUAUGCAAUUAUUAACCAUACAUUGAAACAGCUAGCUGGCUGGAAGAUAAGGAUAAUAUCAAAUUUAUGGCCCCAGUGGAAUUGCUUAGACAUCAUGUGUUUGGUCUUGGUGUGUGUCAGUGCCAGUGAAAAUGCAAUAUUGCAUCAAGAGGGUAUGAUCGGUGAAUUGCUUGAGCCAUUGUGCAACAAGACAUGGCCCAUUAAUUUAUCCAUCUCAGCUGCUCUGCAUCUCAUAAAUUUGCAUUCUUGCGUUUGAUGUUUGUCUUGCAUUUGUUGAAGUAAUGGGAAUGUUGUCAGAAAUCUAACUGUUAUGUGUUUAAUGGUAGUUCAGUUUUUAAAUCUGAUAUCAGCAAUAAUAUUUUGAGUUUGAAUUGUGAUUUAUGGACAAUGUUUAUGUAUCAUGAUUUUAGUUAUGAUGGUUAGCUAAGAGACUUGUAUAUAAAAUAUAAUGAAAACAUCAUCAGUACAGUAAUUGUAAGACAUGUUGAAACAAGAUUAUAUAAGACAAUGGAUUAAUUUUUUUAAUUUUCAUACUUUGUAUAGUAGCAGAUUGUUGUGUAUUAGUAUGAUAGGCAAUGUCUGCCUCACGAGACUCGAUGCGUCUGGCUGAGAGCUUUGUCAUGGCUUCCCAGGCUGGGUGAGGUUGGUUUUUAGGUUUUUGGCUGGACUCCUGCCAUGAAAGUUCCAUAGUCUUUCCCAUUCUUGUUGCAUCUAAUAGGGCCGUCCUUUAGUGUGAAAUUUGCAGUAGGUUUUUAUUGUUGCUAUUAAUUAUUACUCACUUAUUAAAAUGGUUUUAUUACUGUACUGGGUUUUGCACUCAAGGACCAACUAAAUGGGAGUUAUGGAGAUUCAUGUGUAGUGGUCAAGUUAGGGUACAAAAGUGGCUAUAAUCUUUGAAAAGCAGAAAGUGUUUGUGGUCAUAACAGUGUAAACAUAAGGUAGUUUUCUUAAGUUUUAUACCAUCUUGUAAAUAGGAUAUAUAAGUAAAAAUAUGAAGGACAUUGAGUUAAGGUCUCUUGGAUACCUGGCCAUAGAAUGUUAAAAAGAAAACAUUGACUUAAUGGUGCAAUGGUAACAAGAUUAAAUUUUGAGUGGCACAUAUUAACUAAGACUGUCAGUCAUUGAUCUCCGAGUGAAGGCCACAUCUUGUACAGCCGCAGCAGCCAUGACCCCCAACUGUGUGUGUGUGGACCACGCAGGUCCACACCACCAGCUUGCACACCCCCACCACCACCACUUCUCUUGACCCACCUGUUUUAACAUGUCUCUUGUUACAAGUUAUAUUAUUGUGGAAUUGGGCAACUUUUAUAUAACUAAAUGAGAGGAGUAAAUGUUAUUAUUUAUUUUUUAAGGAGUACUGAAAUUAAAAUCAAUUUAUUAAAUGAGAAUUGUUAAAUAAUAUCAAUAAUUUGAAGGCUAUAUAUAUAUUGUGUGUGCAUGCAUGCAUGAGUAUGUGUGUGUGUGUGUGUGUGUGUAUGUAUGUAUGUAUGUAUGAGAACAAGAUGGUGGUGGAUGUGGAGGUGGCAGAUGUUUGGUUGGCGUGCCCACCACACAGUUACUAGAGUACAAAGUACAGGGCCCAGCCGUCAUUGAGUAUCCCGCCGCUAUGCCUCUGCUGCAGCCAGUGAACACAGGCUCUUAACAGGCCAAGCAGCAUUGCGCCAAGUUAUCCGUCUCGCCCCAUAGAACUUUUCUAGUGUGGGCUCUGUCAUCUGAGCCAGCAGGAGGCUUUAUAACAGUGAAGUAUACACACAUUUGUUAAAGACAUAGUUAGCCCAUGUGCCUCUACAUUGAUGUGAGGUUGUCAACACCCAUUAAAGUCGACUUUUUGGAUUCAUUGUAGAAUUGCACUCUUCAUUACGAGGUAGGAAUAAGAGGUAUUGCACUCUUCGUAUGUGUGUUUUGUCAGUAAACAGAGAUUAGUAGCAUUUCUGGUUCCAGGAAUUUCUCAUUCCACAGCCACUGACUUUACUUGUGUUGGGGCAACCAAAGAAAUAUUUUCUUAAACACUAAAAUUACAAAAAAAAAAAAAUUGGAACAGCAGGAAUUGCCCUCAGUGAGAUACUGAAAUGUUUAUUUCAUGAGUGACAUUAGAGGUAUUUGCCAUUUUGUUAAUGAAAAAUGAUUUGAGUGUAAUGCCUCACAAAAUAACUUGAGUUAACUUUGGGUGCAACAUAGGAGUCAGUUUGGGCUGCUGUUAUGUAUGGGUGCGCAAAGUGGCACACUUGGCCUUGGUGAGCAUCCAGUAUAAUCCUGCGCUGCCCAUGCCCAAACUUUUAACAACCUGCUGCAAUUCGAUGCAACUUGUCUCGUGUAGUUCAUAUUUUGCUGGCACUAGGAACUUCACAUUUUCAAAAUAUGGCAAGUGUUGGGCUUAUAUUUGUUACAAAUUAAUUAGGAAUGCUUAUCAUGUACUCAUAGGUUUAUUAUAGAGUAUUUACCAGAGAUAGAAGAGGCCCUGUUAUAUGUGAAGGGCUGAGUGCUUGCCAAAUAUAGUCUACACUGUGUGAAGACAUGGGAGGCAUGAGGUGCCAUCAAGGUCACACUGAACUGCAUGCUCUCAGAUCAUAAGUGUGAUCACCUCCCAGAACAGUUAGUAGGGGUGGCAUUUUGGGACUGGAACCUGAGUUAACUAUGAGAAUCCCCCCACCAAAUGUUCAAAAUUCAGGAGAUCUGCUAUGGUAAUGAACUUAUGAAUAACAAUAAUUAUGUGUACAAGCUUCUUAUGGGGAAUCUCUUAAAUAAUAAAGGAGACUGAAGUCCUUAAGUGCUUCCUCAUGGAGAAGUAGACCUGUAGACCCCAUGCAGAGAGAGGUGCCUUCCCUGAGGGGUGCCACCAUGGCCUCCCACCCCUCAAUGAUCCCGUCGGAGGCCCCAGUCUGUAUUCACACCCAGUGUUUGUGGUUAACAUAACCUUGCUUCAUUUUAACCAAUAUUUUUUUUUUUUUCCAUAAUUAUAUUGUCAGCAGUUAGUACCAAAUUUUGGCCAUUACUGAUAUCUUCUAAGCUUGAAUAGAUGUUUUUAAUGUUUGCUGCUAUUGAGUUUCACUUUGACAGUUUUGUCAUUUAUGUUCCGUCAGUCAAGGCUCCAGUACGCAAGGCUGCUGGAAAUAGCGGUGUCACAUGUAUGAUGUCUAUCUCUGUACUGCGCUGUAUGUAUUUUUUAUGUAUUGACAGUCAUGUUUUCACUCCCAGAAAUAAACAUCCAUUACUAUACCAGAAAACCAUUGCACCUUAAGGCUCUCAUACAUCAUAGCCUACACACUCAAGUUUGUUUUGAGAAUAUAAACAAGUAGUGCAUCUUCUGAAUAUGUGCACUGGAAUUGCUUGGCCCAGGGCCAUUUUUGUUACUGGCAUUGUGUUAAUUGUGGACAGGCUGACGUUAGUUACCUGGUUGAGUUUGUGGGAUGAGCUCCAGCUCCUGGUCAUGCUCUUUAUUCCUAAAGAUUAACGUGACUGAGUCUUGUCAUCGUUUUGAUCCCUUCCACCCUGGCAUGGAAUUUGCUUCCACACUCUUGUUUAGCUCAUUUCAUUUCACUUUUAUGUUGAAGAAAAGCUUCCUGUGGUUUGUCAUGUUUUUUCCAAGUCAGAUAUUCUACAUUAAUAAAAGACAAUUUCUAAGUUUUUAGAAAAGUUUCUGGUUGGAGGGCACUUUUGUUUAACCCUUUCACUGUUUAGACCCUCAAAAUUAAUAUUGCUCUUAAUGUUUAUUGGUUUUUACCUGAAAAGGUAGAUACUUUUUCUGAAGGUAAUGACACCAAAAGUACGAAAUUUUCUGGAAAACUUGGAGAAUUAUGCAAGUGCAAACUUUGCAGUCUCACUGCAUUUAACAUAUUGGCUAUUCUGCCCACUUUGAGUCCUAUUUUAAGCCAAUUCCAUUGUUCUGUUCAACCAAAUUCUUAGCUAUUUUGUUAGUAUUACUUCCAUUGUCAAAUGAGUACAAGACUGCCCAUUCAGCUAUUUUGACCACUAUCUAAAGUGUACAGAAGUUGGUAAUUUGGCCAGUUUUACACAAAAUUAAAAAAAAAAUGCCAACUUUAAAAUAGUCCAUAAUAAAUGUAAUAUAGACAUUCCUGGUACUAAAACAUUUCCUGUGUUCAUGCACUGUGAGGUGCAGGAUUUUUUUUAUACUAUGCACUCGCCACACAGACCCAUUCUCUCGUAUCUAGGCCAAAAUUUACCACUCAUAGCAUAUCUGAGUGAGCUGAGCUCAUGAUGUAGAACUACUACAGGGACCCUGGCCUCAGUGCCGUAGUUCUAUGUGAUGGACAGUGAAAGGGUUAAGCAGAUAUAUUAAUUAGGGGGAGAUAAGAUUAAAUAAACAUGAGUAAUGGGAGUUUUUACAAAUAUACAGUGAAGACUUAUUUUCAGACAUUUUUAUUUUCCAGUUUAUCAGCAUGGUUUUAGUUAAUGGGGGGUUACUUUACAGAGCUGGCAGCUUGAAAUGUCAUAAUUUAUAUAUCAGCAAGUUUGCUACUUUUUCAAGAACGUGGUGAUGUCACCAAUUUGAAGGUAAAAAAUUUUCUUAUGCCAUGCUUUACCAAAAAUUCAGCAUUAUUUCUCAUGAAUGUAAUGUAAUAAUCUUUAAAGAGUUAUAAACCUUAUAAAUUUUGCUUUAUAUUAGUAAAAUAUCUUGCUGAAUCACUCUGAACAAGGUACACAUGAAUAUGAUUAUCAUUUUAGGCUAGAAGUCAUUUUAUCAAGGAAGAACUUGGUCACCUAGUCUGCAAGUGCAAAUGAUUGUGGCAACUUACAUAGCACAAAACUUAAGCAUUGAGGUAGAAUGCUAAGCAUUUAUCUAGCAAACUUGCAUGGCAGGUACCAUAUGGCUGACACUGCAUGAAACCUAUGUCUGUAAUCAGAAGAUGCACCACACCACACCUGCUCUGGCAACUUGGUACCAUGCUUGCUCUCAACGCUUCUAGAAGCUUGCCACCACACAUACUCUCGGUACUUUUCUGAAGGUUUAGUGCCACACCUAAGCACUGCUGGAGGCUUGGUACUACCUCUCAGAGCUAUUUUGAAGGCCUGGUACCACACCUCUUAGAACUGUUCAGGAGGCUUGGUACUGUGCCUCUUAAACUGUUCUGGAGGUUUGGUACCAUACCCCAUAGAACUUCUCUGGAGGCUUACUACCACACCCCUUAGAACUGUUCUGGAGGCUUGUUCUAAGCACAUUUGUUGAGGCUUGAUGCAAUAUCAUCAUAAAAAUGCACAAUAAAAGGGUGAGGAACUGGAUGUUUACAGUAGUUGUAUUGUUCAUAGCCUUUAGUGAAUUCAGAUCAGUUCUGUAGUGAGCAUCUGAUUGAGAUGUUCAUUGUAAGUGCAUUAAAUGUGACAUCUGGCUGCCACACAUUUGUUACAUUCAGCCCCUGAAGGAGAGUAGGAAAUGGAAGUUUCCAUAGUGCCUCAGUAUGUUGGCAAUCCUCAUUGUUUAAUAAAGACAUUUUGGCCUCUUCCAAAGAGUUUGAGGGCUGCAAGGUCCUUUUAACAUUUUGCAAUGACCGGUGUGGUUCUUACAUGUGACUUUUAGGUUAAAAUAUUCAUUUUGUUCUUUAUUUAAACUAUUACCAUGUAUAUUUUUUUUUUAGUUUGAGUCAACAGCUUUUCUUUAUGUGGAUCUCUAAUUUGUUGGAUCCUCCACAUACAAGUGAUAGUUCUGCAAGCAUUAUCUAUAUUUCCCUUGUUUUCUCAUUCUUACAUAAAUUUCUCAUCCCUCACUUCAUGUGUGUUAUACUUUACAUAUGUAUGCUUCCAUAUGAAGCCCCUGCUCCAGUGUCAACAGUCUUCAGUCUUGAAACUACAAAAGCAGAGUCAACCACAGGUGGUUGGAAUUGACUUUUCAAGUUUUUCUGAAUGCCAAAAUAAGUAAGUUAAACAUGUUAAGCAUAUUCAGAUGAAACUAGUGUGUGUAAAUGAAGGAAUUGCGAUAAAUGUUAGGCAAGGAGUUUCACAAUUGCUUAGAAUCAAAGAUAUGCAAAAUCUAGACAUAUAUUUUAUAAUUCAUCUUAAUUUGUAAUAGUUGUUUUAAAUCCAGACUGUUUAACUCCAGCAUCAAGUGGUAUAAACUUUUUUGGCGGGUUGAGGUUCUGAUUUGAUUGCAGGAUACAGCUGUUUUGGAAAAGGCAAGGCAGGUUUUUAAAGAUCAUUAUUUUUUACAUUUAUUUAACUACUGCUGUAGGAUCUGGCCCUACCAGUUGCCUCUGCUUCCUUAUCCAGUGAACACCUUUAUUUUCCCCCCACAUAGGCAUGUAAUUGAGUGUACAUACAGUAUUACAAAGUAGACAUCUUGUGUAUGUAGGUGUAGUGUCAGUGAGCCUUUCAUGUGUAUCACAGUGCCCCCUUCAGUCAGGUAAAGAUAACACAAUGGUGGCAUUCAUGAUAUCAGGUGAAUUCAGGAAAAGCGCAAUUAAGAACAAUUCCUAGUCAAGUCUGACUUAAUUUUGUGACUGCUUUGACUGGCAUUGUCUGAGCGUGAUUACUGAUGUCAACUCUUGUGACUGGUGAGAGAUAGUCUGCCUUAACAGUGGAUUAAUUUUAUGUAAAGUCAAUGCCUAAUAUAAAAGUGUUCAGGUGAUUGUUGUUUACUGGGUCCAAUAAUAACUUUAUAUUAAUUCAAGAGAUCGGCUUAUCAACUCGCUGAGGGUCAACGGGGUUGUCUUGAAGCAAAAGUAAACCAUUAGUUAUUUGAAAAUGAUUCUAAGAUACCUUGGCUGUGUAAAAGGAUCUUAGGAUAAACCAUGGACAGGAUGGGAUUUGAACUCAUGGUGAGCAAGUUAUAAAACUCCAGGCCAGCUGGAGUGGGGCCCAGGCUAACCUUCCUAUGGUGUAUAAAUAUACCUAGUUGGAUGAAUCUUAGUGUAGCCAGCUGGCCUGGAGUUUUACAGUUCGCUUGCCAUGGGUUCAAACCCCACCCAUUCCCUGCUUUGUUUGGAAUCGUGUUAUUAUAAUCUUUGGAUACCUUGGUGGGCUCCCAGUGAGUUGCAGCUGGUGUCAAAAAAAAGUAAUGGUAGUCAUGCAGCUUUAAGGUAGAUAUCUUAAAUUGUAUUAAUUUUUCAUCCUAUUGUUUUGAAUGCUAUUUAAAUCUGACCUUGGUUGUUCAGUAUUAUUAAUCUCUUAUUUCUUUAGUCCUGUUGCUUGGGAAUUUUCCUAGUUGCAUAUUCCAUGACUUUUUUCCUGUUUUUCACCUUCAGUGUUGAACCCCACCAACUGGAAAAACUUUCGGGCUUUCAGAGUGAAAAAGGUAAUUUUCUUAGCUAUGGCCUAAACUCUUGAAUUUUUCCUUUAAAUGGAAUUAUAGUUUGUUAGUAAAAACAACGUGUCAUCAGUAGUGUAGCAUUGAAAGCUUUUCUUCAAGUACUUAUGAAUUUGUCUUCAUUUAACGUACGUCAUACCGUUGUUCCGAUAAGUGAAUGUUGUAUGUAUUUUGUGAAUUUGAAACUCUUGGCAUUUUUCCAAUAGUGUAAUUUUUACCUGCAAUUUCAUGUGAUUUAACAAAAAAAAAAAAAGUAUUUUUGUACUUUACUACAUUGAAUUGGAUUUGAGUACAAUGCUCAUUGAUACUGUGAACUCUUAAUUCCUAAUUCUGCUUUGGGAGGUGAUCAUAAGACUGUGUUCCUGGGAGGUUGUUUUAAUGAAUAAUGUAGAAAGCAAAUUGCAAAUACACAUUCAUUUUUUGUAAA